Dreissena polymorpha is the source of this 4884-nucleotide messenger RNA. RefSeq lists its product as uncharacterized. The transcript is spliced from 21 exons. NCBI's taxonomy places the organism in Eukaryota, Metazoa, Mollusca, Bivalvia, Myida, Dreissenidae. Bases 117 to 2810 code for a protein of 897 amino acids. The record is from RefSeq and is a predicted model, not a curated record. Gene Ontology annotation, biological process: regulation of apoptotic process.
ACCAAGUUGAAAUGAAGGGGGAAAUUCGAGCGUUGCUGAUCUCAGAGAUGUUGAUCAAUUUAAGCUACUGAAUAAGUAAAAGGCGUACGCAAUUGAAACGAAACUGUUUUGCAACUAUGUUUACAUCCAAGACAGAGCAUCUUGCAGUUGCCUUGAUUGUUUUUGUGUUCGUAUGUACGAUGCAGUUCGCACACGCCGCCUAUGUUCCAGAAGUCGCAUGUGUGCAAACAUGUCAAAAAUUCAAGGAUGAAAAAUUUGACAAUUACUGUCAUAAAUACGGUUCAUGUGAUUGGUAUUGUGCUGCACAACGGAUGAACUGUUCCGCUCCAUACACGUACCACUGCGCGCGUGCAUUUGGAUAUCUUGAAAAUCAGUUUUUCAAUGUAUGCGCCAUCCCAAUACGGUGCAAAAAAGGUGAAGAACCAUUUAUCAACAUGACAAACACGCCUGCAGAAGUCAAGUGCAUUCCAUGUGUCAAUAAAGAUUACUACAAUGACAACGAUCAACUGAUGUCCUCAACCUUCUCAAAAUGUUCUCAUAUGAAAGUCAACAAAUGCACGAAGGAAAACUAUAAGAUAGACUGUGGACUUGAGCAUGGAAAUAAGGCAUGGAAUGUUCAGACGGAGACGGAUGGGUUCUGUCGUUGCGACGCAAGAGCGGGAUACGAGCCAAAAUAUAAAGAUGUAUUUCAUAUUAAAGGAGGAUAUUGCUUUUAUGAGAAGGUGGAAUGUGUUAAGAAAGAAUGUCCGGGCAUGGAAGUUUCACUGAAUUAUGAAUGCAUGCCAAGGUGCCCUGAUGGACAAGGUCGAAACCAGUUGUCAGAUGUUUGUACUGAUCUUAUACCACCAACAAUAUUUACAACAACAAAUGGAACAACAAACAUUGUCCUAUCAUCACAACAGGAAAAGGAUAGCACACUAGCUACAUCUCCACCAGCAACACAAACGUUUGAAGGUGAUAAGAAAUAUGAAUAUCUGCACACCUUUAUCAAAGUAAUAGGUGUUGUUGUCGUAAGCGUUGGUGUUGUUAUUGCAGGUUACUGUUGUUUCAAAACAUGGAAGAGACAGAGAAAAAAGAAUGGAGGAAGAUGGUUAAAAAAAUGGAUGAGAGAGAAGAAAGAGGAGGAAGGAAGAUCACAAAAUAAAAAUAAUACAGAUGAAAAUUUGGAAAUGGGAACUCGUACAGAUAGUAAAAAAUCAGACUCUCAAACACUUGAAAAAAACACUAAAACUGUUCACAAAACGACGGAAACAAACAUAAAUGGUGAUAAAAUCGAAAUCAUUGGUGGUGAAACACAUUUUCAUUUAUAUCAGAGUGAUCCUCGAAUUACAUCAGGUGGGGCGCAUAAUAUUGAUGACAUUAUUGAUAAAACGAAGAUAACAGAAUGUCCUACACCACCUCUUCUAAGGGACUUGGCAUCAUCAAAGGGAUCAUUUCAAAACAUUCCCAGCAAUGAAGGUGCUUCUCCAAAACAAGAUCGUAAAUGGCAGUCUCAUGGCAAGACAGAGAGAGAGGAAUCAGUAAUAUCUCAGCCAAGUGACGCUCCUGAAGAUGACAUUCCUUUUUGUGAUGACCCUCCUGAAGAAAGGAUUCCCCUGUUGACAACUACCAGUACCAUUACACAUGGUAUUGAAAAAACAUUGAAAUUUGGCACAAUGAGGCAGGACCUACAGCUGAAAAUCACUAAAAACUUACAAGCAAUAAAAAAGGAUAUUGAUGCUAAAGAUUUGCUGGAUAUAUUUAUUGAGAAAAAUGUCUUUGACUUCAAAGAUAAAGACGAAAUAGAGGGAUGGAAUCCAAAUACUCAGGAAAAUAGAAAUAAUUGCUUUAUACGAAAAAUUCUGCAGAAAGGGGAUAAUGCAUACACAGUAUUCAUAGAUGCAUUGAAAGCACACGGGUUUCAACAUUUAGUGGACCUGCUUGAAAGUAACCUAGUGGAUCCACUAAAUCAAGCUCAAUCAAUUCUAUGCCCCAUUUCAAAGAACAGGACAUUUAGCAGUCACAUGUUAGAUAAUGGACUCAAACCUGUUGGUCUAACUGAGGAACCAGAGACUGAUUGUGAUGAUGGAGUUAUUUCAGAUGAUGAAAAGGAAAAAUUUGCAGAAAACUUUCUGAAUGGAGUUCUACAUUCUUUCAAAGACUCAAAUGAUUCUAACUUAGCUACAAUUGAAUCCAUUCUGGACAAAAUGACAGAGAAAGAGAAAGUGAAAUUAUAUCUUAUGUUUAAAUUCCCUGAAAGGGAGAUAAAGACACCUGAAAUAUUCCAAAAUGACUUCACAUGCAAAAACUGUGGUAAGAAUUUCAUUCGCGGCAAUUCUUCUGGGAAGAACAACUCCUGCAUGUACCAAAGCAUAAGCAAGCUACUUUGUGGUGAUGAACGCCUGCAGAAUCGUCUACGUUUGUGCAGCACCCUGCAUGCUGUAGAGUGGUUCAAUUAUUAUGUUAAACAGAUGGAGGCUUUUGCUGGAAAAGAGAACUCCCCACCGAUGCGUGUUCUUCAAAUACUUGGCCAAGCUGAUAUAGCUCCUCAUGAGAUUGAAGACUGGAAAGUGAGCCUUCGAAAAGGCAUCAAGGAAAUAGUUGUCCAAACAAGUGAAUUAACUCGAGAUAGUUGUCAGUUACAUAUCAUGUUCCUGAGUCAUGCCUUGGGGUGCAAGAUUACCCAGCACUUUGAAGACAGCAACCAUCAUGAAGAUACUGAAGAUUGCCCGGUGCUGGAGAAGGAUACAGCAAAUACCUUGGGCAUUCUUGAUCUCCAUAUUUUGUGGAACAAGGAUAGAAACCAUUUGAUGCCAUUGUUUAAGAAGUGAAUAUGAAUAUCAUGUUUGUUUGUGAAUUGUUGCAUUAAAGGGGCCUUUUCACAGAUUUUGGAAUGUAAUGAAGUUUGUCAGUAAAUGCUUUAUAUUGAUAAAUGUAAACAUUUGAUCUUAAAAGCUCCAGUAAAAAAAAAAGAAUUCAAUUACAGAAAGAAAAAAAGCAACCCUCAACUGGGCUCGAACCACUGACCCCUGGAGUAAAAGUCUAUCGCUUAGACCACUCGGCCAUCCGUACUCAUACAAAGAGUGAUGAAUUUUAUACUUAUAAAGAAGCAAUCCUUGUAGUAUCACAAAAUAUAUCGACAACAACGGAACUCUCCAAAUUAUUCAAUUGUUUCGCAUUAUAUCGCUUUAUAAUUUUCAGGUUUUUAAAUUGUCAAAAGAUGCAUAAAAUGAUAUUUUAGAGCAUGGUAAAUCUACAGUAUUACUGUUUCCUCACAAAUACCACUACAACGAAAUUUGUCAAUUUAAAACAUUUUAUUUUUUAUUUUGUCAAUUACCCAAAAUGUGAAAAGGCCCCUUAAAUGAUCCCAUAUUGAGUGAGUUAUUAGAAUUGCACUUGUCUGUAGAUAUGUACGUGUAGAUACGUUUGUUUGUCUCACAUGUUGAUUGGUCUGUCCUAUCUUGUCCAGUGAGUAAUUUUAUCAUGUAUCAUUAAAUGUCAAUUUGACUUGUUCCGUACUGUUGCCAUAUGGGAACAAUUUCAUGUGAUUCCAAUCAUAUAUUGAGGGGCAUCUGCGUCUAUGACAAUCCUACCUUUUUUCAGUCCUGAGGCUGUGUUUGAAAAGCUCAAGUCAAUAAACCAUCUUUUCUAAGCAAGUUGUAUAUAGUUGUUAAUGUACUGAUUUUAGUCAGGGGAAUGUUGGAUGAUCUGUGAUAUCACGUUUAGUAUUUUAGGUGGUUAGAUACCUGUGAUCAGUUGGAUAAGAAUAAUUUCUUAAAAAAGAGAAAAUAAAAUAUUUUAUAUUUUUCUGUUUAUAGGAUUUGAAAAGGGAGGCUUUUUGUCAAAAUAGCAUUAUAACGUGGGUUGUAAUAUUAUCCCUCUUUUUAUGCCCCCUGUAGGGUGGCAUAUAGCAGUUGAACUGUCAGUCUGUUUGUCUGUCAGUCUGUGUGUCCGUCCGAAAACUUUAACAUUGAUCAUAACUUUUGCAUUAUUGAAGAUAGCAACUUGAUAUUUGGCAUGCAUGUGUAUCUCAUUCAUUGAGCUACACAUUUUGAGUGGUGAAUGGUCAAGGUCAUCCUUCAAAGUCAAAGAUAUGGUUUCAAAGCGGCGCAGAAGGGUGCAUUGUGUUUUUGACAAACACAUCUAUUGUUAUUGUCAUAUUAUAUUCAAUAUAUCAAGCGUUUCAUACAUAUAUUUCAUAUUGCUUUCAUUUAUGAAAUUGUUUCUGUAAUUCUUAAAAUUACUUUCACUGUAAACAUUUUGUAAAAUCAUUGAAACUUCAAAUAAAAUUUGUUGCAUAAUAUUGUGAUAAGGUAUAAAAAAAGGCAUUGUGAGGAACUGAAACAGCAGAAGGGAAUGUGUUUUUCCAUUCCAUUUAAGUCUAGCUUGAGCACUGAAUAGUAAUAAUUAAGUAUUCAAUCAUUUAUAAUAUUUGAAUGCCAUUUUGCUCAUGAUAUAUUUUUUAUUCAUUUUUUGUAUUUUCGUUUUAUAAACUCUUACAUUUUAUUGUAUAUUCAUCUUUAGAGAAUUAAUAUCUCUGUUAUAUUGUAUUUUUCUCUGUUAAUGUUAUACAAUCAUGCAUAAUUUAAAAAAUUGAUAAAGCUUUCAUGUAAGAAAUGUUGCCAUUUUGUGAAUUAUUUUUUUAAAUUUCAAAUCAGAUAUUGAAAGUCAAUGUUGUUCAAAUGAAUUGUUUUAUUGUUUGUAAACGUGUAGUAACCAAUUAAAAGUAGGAAAUCUGAGUUAUUUUAGAUAAGAAUAAAUGAAGUGCAUACUUAAACAGAUUUAUCAGAAUCAGACAUUGAUCUUUUUAGAAUACAUUUCCGUAGCAUGCAAUUGGUUUAUCUUGUCAGAUUACAUACCGGUUACUAUUAUAAAAUUGAUAAGAAUAAAACAAGUAUUUUUUAA